Messenger RNA from Cylicostephanus goldi, 489 nucleotides. The record is from the annotation of a GenBank genome assembly. NCBI's taxonomy places the organism in Eukaryota, Metazoa, Nematoda, Chromadorea, Rhabditida, Strongylidae.
GAUAUCACUGGUCCAACAGGCGAACCAGCCAAGAUCGUUUAUGAGUCGGUCAAUGAUCGAUGGGAAGUGGCGCUCACUGUUUCGGACAAAGGAUUUCAACAAAUUUCUUUUGUUAACAGUAUUGCCACCAUGAAGGGAGGUCGCCACGUCGAUUAUGUGGCUGAUCAAAUGGUGGCUAAGUUGAUCGAUGUUAUCAAGAAGAAAGCAAAAUCAUUCGGGUCGAAAUGCGAGCUCAGCGAGAAGUUCACAAAGCAGGCUAUCAACUGCGGUAUUGUAGACGCUGUGCUUGCUUGGGUGAGAUUUAAGCAGCAAGAAGAUAUGAACAAGAAAUGCAGUGGAAAGAAAACCACUAAGCUGAAGGGAAUUCCAAAACUUGAAGAUGCCAACGAUGCUGGCACGAAAAACUCUCAACUGUGUACGCUGAUCCUUACUGAGGGAGAUUCAGCCAAGACUUUGGCUGUCUCUGGUCUCGGUGUGGUUGGCCGUGAC